Messenger RNA from Pseudoliparis swirei, 1382 nucleotides. It is a transcript of the gene tspan33b, whose product is annotated as tetraspanin 33b. The record is from RefSeq and is a predicted model, not a curated record. The transcript has 8 exons. Lineage: Eukaryota; Metazoa; Chordata; Actinopteri; Perciformes; Liparidae. Gene Ontology annotation, cellular component: membrane. Bases 1 to 891 code for a protein of 296 amino acids.
AUGUCCGGCAGAACACUCUCCAAUGACCUGGUGUUAUCCUUGUUGAUUGUUGCCAUCGGGGUGUAUGCUCAAGUCCAGAAAGCUACAGAUGCGGUGCGGGACACGAUCCUGAUCGACCCGGCUGUCAUCCUAAUUGUGGCGGGGGUGGUCAUGUUCUUCAUCACUUUCUGUGGUUGCAUCGGAGCCCUCCGAGAAAACAUUCGCCUCCUCAAGACAUUCUCCUUCAGCCUCACAUUGGUCUUCCUCACUCAGCUUGCCAUCGCAGUUCUGGGCUUCUUCUACUCUGAUCAGACCCGCGGUGCUUUGGGAAAGUUUGUGAAGAAAGCCAUCGUGCACUACAGGGAUGACCUGGAUCUGCAGAACCUGAUGGAUUACAACCAGAAAGAGUUCAAGUGCUGCGGGUGGAACAACGACACGGACUGGUCUUGGAACCUGUACUUUAACUGUACACAUGAGAACUCCAGCUCCGAGCGCUGUGCCGUGCCUUACUCCUGCUGCACUCCUGUUCCUGGAGAGACGGUGAUCAACACCAUGUGCGGUUUUGGGGUUCAAACCAAGAGCCACCUGGAGGCCAACAAGUCAAUCUACCCGGUAGGCUGCGUGGACAAAGCCGUGGUGUGGAUCGAGUCUCAUCUGCUGCUGGUUGGCGCUCUCGCCUUGGGCCUGGCUUUGCCUCAGGUUGCCGGCGUCGUGCUGUCCCAGAUCCUGAUCUCUCAGAUCCAAGAUGAGAUAACUCGGUGUUGUGAGAGCGGGCCGCCGCGGGGGGAAGAGACGGGAAGAAAAGAACUGGCAGUGCUCCGCUCGGCUGACAUGUGCAAGGGUAUCUUCGUUUUUUUGUUGUAUUUAUUGCUUGUGUAUCACUGCGACAUUGAAUACAUCUCGUAUUUUUAAACAUGCUGUUGCCUCCAGGUUUAUAAGCGGAGUGCACUUUAAGUAGUUGCUCGAAAGGUAUCACAUGCAAAAUUCAAAGUCUGUUGCUUUUGUACGUGGCUAUUGUAUUGAUUUUAUUCCAAACGCAUGUAUAUUUAAAUGUCACAUGUUGACUCGCAGUAUGAAUGUGUUCACUUUGCAGAGCUUAAAAGGUCUGCAUCUAAAAGAGCGCCGAGCUCCACGCUGAGGCGCCGUGGAAAGGUUCUGGUGUUCUGGCGUCCGUGCCAGAUGGCCGCUGGUUGGUAAAGCGGUCUUUUCUUAACCCUUUGAAGUCAACGCCCGCAGCACCGCGUUUUUCACUGUUUCCAUUUUUAAAAAUAUUUAUUUUACCUUAUUUCUCAGUCCCAUUCUUAUCAUUUUGGUGAAUGGUGUGACGGACCACAUCAUUUCUACUCAAAAAACGAUAAAACUAAAUUUGGUUUUAGACAUUUAUUUACAUGUAUCUAGCAUUG